AGCUAUUGACUGAAUUGCUAGAAGACUGUAGAGAAACCGCCGACGAGGGAAGGAUUAUGAUAGCGAACGCCCAGUUGGCUGAGGCCAGGGGUGAUAUCGACGCGGCGUUGACUUUAUUGCGAGACAUCAGACAAGAACAGGGCGACCACUUCGUCCGCUCCCGUGAACUCAUGGCUGCGAUGUAUCUCAAGCAUAGAAAAGAUCGGCGCCUAUACGCCGGCUGUUACAGAGAAAUUCUUGAUAAAAAGCCAACGACUCAAUCAUUCCUAAUGCUCGGCGACGCAUAUAUGCAUAUUCUUGAGCCGGAGCGGGCGAUAGAGAUAUACGAACAGGCGUUGAAGAAGAAUCCCAAAGACUGGGUCCUCACCAGAAAAGUUGGACAGGCGUUGAUUAAAACACAUUUUUACGAAAAGGCCGUCACGUAUUAUAAGGCGGCCAUUAAGACUAGUGGUCAAAAUGCGUUUCGAUAUGACCUAGCUCAUCUACUAUGGCGUUUGAAAAGAUUUAGUGAAUCGCAGGCUAUUAUCACAAAUGCUUUGGAGAUAUCGCAGAGUCAAUCUCAAGACUUGCAAACACUGGAGUGGGAGGUGAAACUGGUCAAUUUGUUGGGUCAGGUGCAGCUCAACACUGAUAAUAAAGACACAGCUAUUGCUACCUUAAAACGGGCGCAUCAGACAAACCAAAAAUUAAUGAGACGAUUGCCUGUCGAACAGCCGGAUCUUUUAGCUGAACAGAAGAAAUUUUCCAUUAGUUUAUGCAAACAAUUGGGUGAACUCAUCUCAAGCCACUUGCGAGACAACAAACAGGCACUCAAUGUCUAUAAGGAAGCGCUGAAUUACGACGAGGCAAACGCCGAGAUCCUGAUGUUGAUGGCAAAGCUCGAGGCCUCGAACCAGAACUUCGAUAUCGCACACAACUAUUGUGUCGCUAUUCUUAAACACGCGCCCCAUUUGGAUGAACCCGUUCUGAUGAUGGCUGACCUGACGUUCAGACAAAACGAUUUUGACGGAGCGCUCAAUCAUUUCACUGAGUUAUUAACGAGAAAACCGAAGACGGCCAGACGUGUGGGUCAAUUAGAUUUAGUGCCUCCUGUUCUCGAAAAGGCUGAAAAGUUUUCUUCACGAACUCAAUUAGAUUCGGGGUUUCAUUACUCCAAAGGACUCUAUCAAUGGUUUACAGGUGAUAAUAACGAGGCGUUAAAGAGCUUCAAUAAGGCCCGACAGGACCCAGAAAUAGGUGUUACAGUCACUUAUCAUAUGAUUGAGAUUUGCAUCAAUCCCGACAAUGAGACCAUCGGUGGCGAGACGUUUGAAAGUAUGGUUCAGCUCAGUCAGACGGAAAGGGAUAGCUAUCAAAGCGCUGCACUCAAGACCGCAGACUCUCUCCUAAAUGACUUGAAAAGCAAAGUUUUCGAUGAACUGGACUUUCAUAUAAUGUGUAACUUUGUAUUACUGGCCAAACGGACCAAAAACGAGGCAGAUUUAGCUCUCAAUGAAUUUAUGAAAUUACUUAACGAUGACAGAUAUAGAGAUAAUGUGGCGGCGCUUCUGGGAGUGGCGACGGCUUUUAUGAUAUUAAAGCAAACGCCAAAAGCCAGGAAUCAUUUGAAAAGAGUGGCCAAAAAUAGUUGGAAUUUUCAAGAAGCGGAAUAUUUGGAAAAAUGCUGGCUAUUGUUGUCUGAUAUAUACAUCCAAUCGGGUAAAUACGAUAUGGCUAUUGAACUGCUGAAGAAAGUGUUGCUCUACAAUAAGUCAUGUAUGAAAGCGUAUGAAUACUUGGGUUACAUAAUGGAAAAGGAGCAGAGCUAUAGGGAUGCGGCGCAUAAUUAUGAACAAGCUUGGAAAUUCACAAAUUGCAAUAAUCCCAACAUUGGCUACAAACUAGCCUUUAAUUUUAUGAAAGCUAAGCGAUAUGUAGACGCCAUCGAUGUCUGCAAAGAAAUUCUGACAAAAUAUCCCGAAUAUCCUAAAGUCAGGAAAGAGAUUCUUGACAAAUGCCGGAACUCAUUGAAAAUGUAAUGGUUUUUGAACCCAAGAAUUCAAAGAAUAUUCAGUGAUAUUUCAAAAACAUUGUAAUUAUUUAUUUUAAAAUAAAGCCUAUUAUUAUAUACAGCGAAGAGAAUGUACGG
This is a messenger RNA of Medioppia subpectinata, 2128 nucleotides long. The record is from the annotation of a GenBank genome assembly. NCBI's taxonomy places the organism in Eukaryota, Metazoa, Arthropoda, Arachnida, Sarcoptiformes, Oppiidae.